This is a messenger RNA of Fulvia fulva, 2595 nucleotides long. RefSeq lists its product as uncharacterized. The coding region runs from base 1 to 2595 and encodes 864 amino acids. Gene Ontology annotation, molecular function: RNA binding. The record is from RefSeq and is a predicted model, not a curated record. The transcript has 3 exons. Lineage: Eukaryota; Fungi; Ascomycota; Dothideomycetes; Mycosphaerellales; Mycosphaerellaceae.
AUGCCGAUGAAUGAAUCCGCUCGACGCUCAGAGCCACCCGACGAACCAUAUCUCAGAAGUGAGGCCUUGUUAUCUCCAACCUCACCAAAGCCACUGCAGUUCCCACACCCGACCAACAUACCAGUGCUGGAGAACAUGAUGGACGUCGGCUUCAACCAGACUGAAGCUCACAUGAACGAUCCGGCCAUGCGCGACACCACCCUUCGCGCCGAUGCCUGGCGCGAUCCGAAUGAACAGCAGAACGAGGCCACCGAUCAUGCUUCACCCUUCUCGACCGGUGGCGACGCAAUCGAUGCAGCGAAGCAAAUUGACGGCGUUCAACCUUCUGGACCACUUGAUGCGAGUACUGCUUCACAUAGCGACCAGUCACCAACCAAUGACGAUGACAAACAAUUCUCAUCGCUUCUCAAUGGCAUCUCUAAUGAUGCAGACUCCCACCUCCAGGCAGAAGCCGCGCCCGAUGCCACGUCUGUGGAAGCACCCCAAGCUUCACCACAUCAGACCGUUUCCGCUGUUGCGUCUGCACCCACCGCAGACGAUGUCCCAGUCCAGUCAGAUGCGGUCAACCCAGAACCGCGGCCCACGCCCAUCCCAGGCACUGUUGACGUUCAAGCACUCCUGGACACGUUAUCGCAAAACCCUUCCGCUCCCUCUAAUGCGGCAAAUGUUGCGCCCAGUGCCGAAGGCCUAGCUGCCAUACUGUCUUCAUCCCAUGCCCAAGCCCAGCCGCCAGUCACCGGCACCGAGGCUUCGUCGUCUCUGUCAGCACCAGGUCUUGGUGCACCACCCAGCGGCCUCCCCGCUCGUCCUCCACCCCAAGACGCGCCGCUCAUGAACCCAAACUAUGUCCACUCCCAACACAUUCGAGACUAUCACCCUCAUGCCGCCAACCCAGCCGUCCAGUCGCAUGCCCAUAACAACAGCUCCGAUAAUGCCGACCAGAGUAAUGCCGCUUUCGCACAGUCUACGCCAGGAGCUACGAUCCAGCAGCCUGCCGUGAACGCUCAGAACUAUCCGAAUGGUCAGCCUCCAAGCAACGGCAUCGUUACGCCAUCGACCCAGACCUUCCCACCUGCGCAACAGCAGUACACCACGAGCGGCACGUCAGUCGAGAGCAGACGAGAGUUCAAGGUCAAUGCUGGCCAGACACUCACAUCAGACGAUCAGCCAUGGACACAAGACAUCCAGCGCAAGUACGAUCACUUCAUGGAAGAAGAGAGAAGAUACGUGAAUGAGGCACGCUGGGACCAGUUUCCGAAUGGCUCGCGCCUGUUCGUCGGCAAUCUCAGCUCGGAGAAGGUAACGAAGCGCGACAUCUUCCACGUCUUCCACACCUACGGCGAUCUCGCUCAGAUCUCCAUCAAGCAAGCCUAUGGCUUUGUGCAGUUCCUGCGUACCGAAGACUGCCAGCGCGCACUCCACGAAGAGCAAGGCAGACAGAUCAGAGACAAGCGCAUUCAUCUUGAGGUCAGCAAGCCUCAAAAGAAUGGCAACAAACAGCAGCAGAACAAUGGUCGCCGAUCUCGCUCUCCCGACCACAACAACCGCGGCCGCAACGAUCGUAAUCGCAACGGACGAGACCACGGACGAGACAACGGCCGAGAUCGAGGAGGAUACAGAGCCAACUAUGGCCGAUCACCAUCACCACCACCACGUGGGUACCGCGACCGAUACGAAGACAGAUAUCGAGAUAGGAGGUCAAGAUCGAGGUCGCCAGGUUAUGGCAGAGACAGAUACCGCGGCAGCAGUCCACGUCGCACGCCCGAGGACGAUCUGCCUCUACCACGCCGCGAACCUCGCGAUGUGCCAGACGUGCAGAUCAUCGCACUCGACCAGCUGGAGCGCGACUUCCUAUCUUGGGUCGAGAAAGCGUUCACAAGCAAAGGUGUUCGCGUGGAUGUAUUGAUACUGUCACCACGUCUGAGCGAGGAGGCAGUGGUCAGACGUCAGAUCAUGGAGGGCGUUCUGGCGGUGUCUAAGCUCCGCCGUCAGAAUCAGAACUCUGCAAAGAUCGGCUUGACCAUCUUCAAGCGCAAGGCCGGCUCUCGCGAUGUGCAGUUUGAAGAGUACGACAACCUGGACCCAGGCAUUUGCACUGAGCUCGUACUCAGAGAGAAGCAACUUCAGGGUACUGUUCCGAGCUAUGGCAACUACCCGCCUCAGUAUGGUGCUCCUACUCCACAACCACCGAUGCCGCAGUAUGGCUAUCAGCAGCAACCUCCACCAUUCCCACCACCGGCCGGCUAUCCGCCAGGCUAUGGUCAACCUCCUACUCCAUAUGGCAUGCCACCUGGUCCUCCGCAGCACAACGCUCCGAACUUUCAAGGAGAUCCGAACAACUUGCAGAGUUUGCUGUCGACAUUGAAUCAGCCACCAUCUCAUGCAUCGCAGCAUGGUCGCACACCAUCGUAUGGCGCACCACCUGCUGGCUACCCACCGAUGCCACCGCAGCAAUACGGUGGUCAACCUCAGCAGCCGGGAUAUCCUCCCCAACAAGCACCACCGCAGGCACCUGCAGCUGCUGGCGCUCCACCAGGCCAACCUCCGCCAAACAUGCAGGACAUUCUUGCUAGGCUGGGUACCUACAAUAGGUGA